AUGGAGUCCUACGCUCCGCCCGCAGAGGCAUCCAACAAACGGCCCCGGUCCCCGACCGCAGACCACCCGCCACAGUCCAAAGUCCAGAAGACGCAGGCCAACCACCUGCAGAUCAAUUAUCUCGCCCGCCAGUAUCCCGAUAACCUCCCUCUGGUCUCCCCCGAUGAUAGCAUGCCCGCCAUUAUCCACCUGGUCGGCGAAUACGAUGGGGUGCUGCAGCGCCACGAGAGUAUCGCUGGGAACCUCGGCGCAUGCCCGCUAGGCCCGAUCUUGAUUAAGCGCUUCGAGCGCUUGUUCGACGGACCCCCACGCGUGAUCAAGUCGCAUGGCAAGGAUGGUCCGACGGUGACUUGGUUGGAUGUGGUCGAGUUUGCCAAGAGCAAGCCCGAGCAGUUCAACUUGGAAAAGUCCCGCAAUGGCGUGCGCGUCUGUCAGUUCUAUACCAAGCAGUGUCGCGUGGAGAUCAGCGAGGAGGACUUUGUGCUGAUCGCCUCGGGCAUGCCCCAGAAGAUGAUUCCCCCACAGCCGAUCAUCGAGGAUGAGGAGAAGGAACUGGGUGCCUUGGAGAUUCUGGAGAAGAAUUUGCAACAGAUAAUUCAGAUGGCUGAUCAGGUGUCUGCUAGAGCCCGUCAACUGAGCUACCGCCUGAAGAACCGCCGUACCGCUAUCGUCAGCCGUCGAGAAAACGACGCUUCUUUGCAUAAUCAAUCGCGCGCGGCUGGAGAUACCUGGCGAGAUUCCAACGGUCAUGGUGCAACAAAUGGUAAUUCUCAAUCCUCUCCGUCCGGCUUCGUGGCCGUCAACGUGAACCGCCCUGAGACGGAGCUGCCCGAGGACAAUCCGCUGUCAUCUCAAUUCAUGUUUUCCCAUUCCAACACAGAAAAUGUGACGAUUAUCAACGGGACCUCGAUCAAAGGCGCCUCACCCACCACUCGAGCCGAGUUGAUGAAAAAAUUCUUCACCACGGCCGAUCGUCAAGCGCGCGGCUACGAUGAUGCCUCGGGCCCCAUCACUCCUCACUUGCCUCGGCCUCGACCACGGGCAUCGGAGCCAGCCGAGCAAAGCCAACAUAACCCUUCCGCUACCCCAGUGGCCAUUCCGAGCACCCCGUCGUCGUUGCUGCCACCGCCAAAGACUACACCCCAAGAGAAAGAUGAUGGUGGUCCCUUCAAGCUAGAGAUGGUGGCCCGCAUGGAAGAGCUGCAGCGUGGGGAGCGAGUCACCCCACCCUGUGAUCGGUGCCGCCGGCUCAACAUGGAUUGCUUGAAGAACCUGACCGCGUGCAUGGGCUGCACCAAGAAGCACGCCAAGUGCUCGUGGAGGGAUGUCAAGGAAGAGGAGCUGCGAGCCACCAAUUGGUACCCAGCUGCGCCACGAGAGGUUCGUGAGAUUCGUGAAAAUCGCGAAACGCGCGAAAUGCGCGAGCACCGUGAGCCGCGUGAGCCACGCGAAGGAUUCGAGGAUGAUCGGUUUCCCUCCAUGCCUCCUCACGGCCUUACAUCUCCCCCUAAGUACCCGGUGUCGGCCGAGCGUGAACGAGAACGCCGUCCCGAGCCCUACCUUGAUCAGCAAUAUUUUCAUAACCGUCGAGAGUCUGCGCCUGGUGCUCCUCAUAUCGCACCCGGCUCAGGUACCUCAUUGGGGGUGCCUCCUCCAGGGAAUUCCCCACGGAGAGCUAUGAGUGAGACAGAGGGCAGUUGUCGUACGCAGCAGCAUCAACUGCCGCCGCAGCAUGGGCACUCUCGACAUGCUGACGACGAAGAUCCAGAUGCCAAUCAGCGGCUGAUGCAGGCCAUUCUCGACACCGUUGAUCAUCACGCUCGGGUUGCGGCUGCCGUUCAAGAAAAGGAGCGCGGUGCCGGCGCUGGCGCUGGCCUGGAGCGUCCUGCUGAGCGUUCUGUUGAGCGACCUGCUGAAAAUGGCACUGCUCAUCCUCAUCGUGACAAUGCUUACAAUGACCAAGACGCGGAUCGUGAACGUGAGCGGUGGAUGGUGCAGGCAUAG
This is a messenger RNA of Penicillium argentinense, 2004 nucleotides long. Its product is annotated as Zn(II)2Cys6 transcription factor domain-containing protein. The transcript is spliced from 2 exons. The record is from RefSeq and is a predicted model, not a curated record. NCBI's taxonomy places the organism in Eukaryota, Fungi, Ascomycota, Eurotiomycetes, Eurotiales, Aspergillaceae. Gene Ontology annotation, molecular function: zinc ion binding; DNA-binding transcription factor activity, RNA polymerase II-specific. Gene Ontology annotation, biological process: regulation of DNA-templated transcription. The coding region runs from base 1 to 2004 and encodes 667 amino acids.